AUGUCAAGCGCCGACCGAAUCGAACUCGGCCCGAAUCUGCCUGUGUUGAUGAACACCAAGUUUGGAUGGAUUGCUGAAAGAGUAAUUGCGAUCGACGCCCCUGUCGUUGCGCGAACAUUUUGCCAGACUGCUGAAGACGAGCCGCUUAUCGAGCUGUUAAAAAGUUUUUACAAGGUGGAAGCUUGCGCCAUGAUCCGCUCGUCACCUACGAUGGACGACGAAAUAUGCCUAAAGCAUUUUCAGCGCACACACCAACGAACAGAAGAGGGAAGAUUUGUGGUAAGGCUUCCAUUUAAUGCCUCUCGUGAGAUGGCAUUAAAACGCUUUCUAAACUUGGAGAAAAAACUGGACAAGCAACCUGAUCUGAAAAACCAGUAUUGCCAGUUUAUACGAGAAUAUGAACUGCUGGGACAUAUGCGUGAGGUGCAAGAGGAUUUAACUGAUGAAGCAAGUUCUACGUUCUACCUGCCGCAUCACUGCAUACUGAGACCAGCAAGUACGACCACGAAAUUAAGAGUCGUCUUCGAUAUUCGGUGUUCUCUGUUUUGUUCAUGCGAAUGGCUGGUGAACAUAGUGUAG
Armigeres subalbatus is the source of this 579-nucleotide messenger RNA. RefSeq lists its product as uncharacterized. Lineage: Eukaryota; Metazoa; Arthropoda; Insecta; Diptera; Culicidae. The transcript has a single exon. Bases 1 to 579 code for a protein of 192 amino acids. The record is from RefSeq and is a predicted model, not a curated record.